Molecule: messenger RNA, 2590 nt
Organism: Suncus etruscus (white-toothed pygmy shrew)
Lineage: Eukaryota; Metazoa; Chordata; Mammalia; Eulipotyphla; Soricidae
Gene: PKNOX2
Product: PBX/knotted 1 homeobox 2
Exons: 13
Coding region: 342-1772 (476 amino acids)
Biological process (GO): regulation of transcription by RNA polymerase II
Molecular function (GO): DNA-binding transcription factor activity, RNA polymerase II-specific; RNA polymerase II cis-regulatory region sequence-specific DNA binding
Source: RefSeq, a predicted model, not a curated record
CCCACCGCCCUGCUCAGCUGAGACACCAUAUGUCCCUUCCUGCCUUCCUGCAAGCUCUCCUGCACUUGAACCCCACAGUCCUCAACAUGCAUCCAAGACAGGAGAAGCUUUGGGACAGUGAUGCCUUCUCUGUUACCAGCAGGUGAAGUGCUGAGCAGAAACCCAGACCUUCUGUCCUCCAUGCCGCUCCCCCGCCAAGGCCCCGUGAACUGUGCUCUGGCUCUAGCUGACAGGAAGAAUUUCUGGCCCCGCUGGAAGUGAGAAGAGAGAGCUGGCCCCCGAGGACCAUCCCAGAGGUCGCCAGGAUCACCCCAACAGUCCUCCAUGUGAAUCCGCCCAGGAUGCAGCAUGCCUCCCCAGCCCCCGCUCUGACCAUGAUGGCCACGCAGAGUGUCCCGCCCCCACCCUACCAGGACAGCCCACAGAUGACGGCGACUGCUCCAGCGCCCUCCAAGGCCCAAGCUGUCCACAUCUCCGCCCCUGCAGCUGCUGCCAGUACGCCUGUGCCCAGUGCCCCCAUCGACCCCCAAGCCCAGCUGGAGGCGGACAAGCGAGCUGUGUACAGGCACCCGCUGUUCCCUCUCCUGACUCUGCUGUUUGAGAAGUGCGAGCAGGCCACGCAAGGCUCCGAGUGCAUCACCUCGGCCAGCUUCGACGUGGACAUCGAGAACUUUGUCCACCAGCAGGAGCAGGAACACAAGCCCUUCUUCAGUGAUGACCCGGAGCUGGACAAUCUGAUGGUGAAGGCGAUUCAGGUGCUACGAAUCCACCUGCUGGAACUGGAGAAGGUGAACGAGCUGUGCAAGGACUUCUGCAACCGCUAUAUCACCUGCCUCAAGACCAAGAUGCACAGCGACAACCUGCUCAGGAAUGACCUCGGGGGGCCCUACUCCCCCAACCAGCCCGCCAUGAGCCUCCACUCACAGGACCUCCUGCAGAGCUCCCCCAAUUCCAUGUCUGGAGUCUCCACCAACCCCCCGGGGAUUGUGGUGGCCGCGUCCACGCUCCAGCCGGGCAACAUCGCCAUGACAACUGUCAACUCGCAGGUGGUGUCAGGUGGAGCCCUGUACCAGCCCGUCACCAUGGUGACCUCCCAGGGCCAGGUGGUGACACAAGCCAUCCCCCAGGGUAGCCUGCAGAUUCAGAACACGCAGGUUAACCUUGACCUCACCUCCCUCUUGGACAACGAAGACAAGAAGUCCAAGAACAAACGUGGCGUCUUGCCCAAACAUGCCACCAACAUCAUGCGCUCCUGGCUCUUCCAGCACCUCAUGCACCCAUAUCCCACAGAGGACGAGAAGAGGCAGAUCGCGGCCCAGACAAACCUCACCCUCCUGCAGGUGAACAACUGGUUCAUCAACGCCCGGAGGCGCAUCCUGCAGCCCAUGCUGGACGCCAGCAACCCAGACCCUGCGCCCAAAGCCAAGAAGAUCAAGUCCCAGCAUCGGCCCACCCAAAGAUUCUGGCCCAACUCCAUUGCAGCGGGGGUGCUGCAGCAGCAGGGGGGUACCCCAGGGACAAACCCUGAUGGGUCCAUCAACUUGGACAACCUCCAGUCCUUGUCCUCAGACAACGCCACCAUCGCCAUGCAGCAGGCCAUGAUGGCUGCCCAUGACGACUCCCUGGAUGGCACAGAGGAGGAGGAAGAGGAUGAGAUGGAAGAGGAAGAGGAGGAAGAGGAAGAGGAGGAGGAGCUUGAGGAGGAGGCCGGUGAACUACAGACGACAAAUGUCAGCGACCUGGGCUUGGAACACAGUGACUCGCUGGAGUAGUGGACACCCAUGGGCGCUGACCGCCGCCUCCAUGUGGGCUUCCGGCCGGGGGGAGGAGGGGACAAGGGUGGGCAGCGCCCGGGAAUGGGCCAGGAGCUCCCCAGGAGCAGCAGUGGAAGAAAUGCAGAGGGGACGCCUGCUCCUACCGUCCUCCGAGCUUCACGGGACCCCCAAGAACUCCCCCAGAACAGCAGUGAGAAUCGAACUCACCAAAUUCCCCAGGACGCACGCACCCGCUCGAGGACUUGUUGCCAGUGGCCCUGCGUGCAUGGAGGGGACUUGGGGCUGUUUGUGGGUGUCCUCUGCCCACGGACAUGCUUAUGGGGGAAGUGGGAGACUGAGGGGGACCACAUGCCGCCCCCAGACAGACGGUUCUCAGCUCCUUCGUAAGACUCGGGGCAGGAGGAUGGAUGCCCAAAAACAGAGCCAGAGGUUGGAGACGGAGGGGAAGGUUGGAGUGGGCCAUGCCAGUUGGGGGGAGGCGCCCUACACUAGCACCCCAACAAGGUUGCUAGGAGCACAUGCCUCAGGCUCAAGUAAGAAGCUAAAGGAGUCCCCCAUUCCCCAGAUUGGCUUCAAGGCCCAGGCUAGGAGCACAGGGGGCCUUGGGCAUCAUCACUGACCCAAGGUACUCCCAGGGCACAUGUAGCGCAAUGGAACUGUGGUGAUCCCCUUGGUCGCCUCACCUUCCAGACCAGCAGAGGGGUGCCAAGCCAGCUUGGGGGACCUUCCAUGCUCAGGUCUCCCCGCUCCCGACCAUGCUCUCCAACUUCAUUCUAACCUUCCAGGGAGGCAGGAGAAAUUGGCAAGAAGCAUCC